GUUGAGCCUUGUACACCAUAUCUUCACAAACAAACAUUAACAACAACACUUAAUCUCUUCUUUUUCCUCAACCAAGUUUGUUCCAUACAAAGUAUUCAAGCUCAAAGAUGAUUCAAAUUUCAUCAACCAACUACAUGCCUCAAUUACUUGGAAUGGAGGAUGCUUUGUUUAAUGAUCAUGAUUACCCAAUGGAUUCAUUUGCAUUCGAAUAUGAUGAUAUGGCAUAUUUCAAGUCUUUCUCAGAAUCACCACCAGAGAGUUCUUAUUCCUCUCCGAAUAACAAUCAUAAACGCUUUCAUUCCCAAAGCACGCAAAACAGCUCUUUCCCGAUUCAUAGUAGUCCUGAUCAAUCUGUUGCUUCAGCAACACCGCCAACUAAACUACUCAAAGCUUCUCCCAAAAUCAUUUCAUUUGACCACUCCGAUACAUCUUCUGCUCGACAAUUCUAUGACGUGGAUGCAAAGGUUAAGAAGCCUAAAGCCGAGAUUGAGUAUGGUGAAAACUUAAAUUUUGCAGCUUUGAUUUCUCAAGGUGAAAACAAGGUCGCGAAUAGAAACCCAAUCCAAGCUCGAGAUCAUGUAAUGGCCGAAAGAAAACGAAGGGAAAAGCUUAGCCAGAGGUUCAUUGCUCUUUCCUCCAUUCUUCCUGGACUCAAAAAGAUGGACAAGGCAACUAUAUUGGAAGAUGCAAUAAGUCAUUUGAAAGCACUAAAUGAAAGAGUGAAGAAUUUAGAGGAACAAGUAGCCGAUAAAAAAGUCGAAUCCGCAGUUUUUGUGAAGAGAUCUAUCAUCUUUGCCGAUGAUGAUAGCUCCUCAUGCGACGAGAACUCAGAUCAAUCGCUCCCGAAAAUCGAAGCAAGAGUUUCUGGAAAAGACAUGCUCAUCAGAAUCCACUGCAACAAAAACACCGGCCGAACCGCAACCACAAUACUCAACGAACUCGAAAAGCACCAUCUCACCGUUCAAAGUAGUUCUAUUUUGCCAUUUGGAAAUAAUUAUCUUGACAUAACCAUUAUUGCUCAGAUGAACAAAGAAUAUUGCUUGACAAUAAAGGAACUCAUAAGAAGCAUAAGUCAUGUUUUGAGGAAGCUCAUUUGAUCCAAAACAAGAAGUUUAAGGCAUCAACAUUUAUUGAUGUGCAUGCUAAUGAGUCAUGACUAUAGUCUAUAGAAAUGACCUUAGUUGUUUUUUUUUUUUUUUUACAAUGAACUGAGAAUCGAAUUUAUGGACCUUAGUUCAUAUUUAUGGCUUUUAUUUUUAAUCACACAGUGAUUUAUUUUCCUUUUUUCGUCCAUCAUUUGGAUUAUUGAGGUAUAUAUUUGAGAGAAGAGUUCAAUAAUAAUGCCAAUGUGUUUUCCUUGUUUUUUGCACAAUGGCAUUUUUAGAACUCUACAUCUCUUUCUUUAUUUUUUUUUCUCCACACUAAGAGGGAUUUUUUUAGAGGAUUUGACUAUUGAGAUAGAUCUGUUUGAUCCCUCUUUCACGUUGUGAAGAUUGAAAACAAUGUUGUCAUGUUGAGUGUAUUUAUUUUAUAUUGUUUCUUUUUGUCGUUUUGUGAUG
Messenger RNA from Trifolium pratense (red clover), 1559 nucleotides. RefSeq names its product transcription factor bHLH19-like. Gene Ontology annotation, molecular function: protein dimerization activity. The record is from RefSeq and is a predicted model, not a curated record. NCBI's taxonomy places the organism in Eukaryota, Viridiplantae, Streptophyta, Magnoliopsida, Fabales, Fabaceae. The transcript has 5 exons. Bases 108 to 1097 code for a protein of 329 amino acids.